This is a messenger RNA of Camelina sativa (false flax), 1620 nucleotides long. NCBI's taxonomy places the organism in Eukaryota, Viridiplantae, Streptophyta, Magnoliopsida, Brassicales, Brassicaceae. The record is from RefSeq and is a predicted model, not a curated record.
AUGGCGAAGUGUUCAGAGAUUUGGGAGGGUAUUGCAAAGCGGUUGUAUGGGACUUGCUUCUCCACUAACUGGUCUUCCAUCAUUACAUCAACUUGUAACUGGAAUAACCGAAUGGAAAGAAAUGGGCGGAAACACGGUGAAAACUCCAAACCUGCCCUUCGACUCAUCCAAAGCAUUGACAAACAUAUCAGGGAUCAACUACUGGCAAUCAGUCUCAAGGGAGAUAGGCGUUAUGAGACUGAAAAAGAUAUUAAGGAAGAGGAUGCUGUUGAUCUCUUUCAAUCCAUGAUUAGGUCUCCUCCUCUUCCCACUGUAAUUGAUUUCAAUAGAUUGUUUGGUGCCAUUGCCAGAACAAAACAGUAUGAUCUCGUUUUAGGUCUCUCAAAGCAGAUGGAGUUGAAUGGGAUUGCGUAUGACUUGUACACUCUCAAUAUUGUCAUCAAUUGUUUCUGUCGACGUGGUAGAGUUUGUUUCGCUUAUUCUGUUCUGGGAAAGGUCAUGAAGCUUGGUUAUGAGCCUGACACUACCACAUUUAACACUCUACUCAAUGGCUUAUGUCUCGAGGGCCGAGUCUCCGAAGCCGUGGGGUUAGUUGAUCGAAUGGUUGAAAUGGGACAUACACCCGAUCUCAUUACGAUUAAAACUUUGGCCAAUGGACUUUGUCUCAAUGGUAAAGUCUCUGAAGCUGUGGUUUUCAUAGAUCAGAUUUGUUGUCAACUCGAUGAAGUUACAUAUGGACCAAUUUUAAGUGUAAUGUGCAAGUCCGGCAAAACUGCUUUGGCCAUGGAUUUGCUCAGAAAGAUGGAAGAAAGAAAGAUCAAGCUCGAUGCAGUCACAUAUACUAUUAUCAUUGAUGGGCUUUGCAAAGGCGGGAGCCUCGACGAUGCACUCAACCUUUUCAAUGAAAUGGAGAUGAAUGGGAUUAAAGCAAAUGUUAUUACCUACACCACUCUCAAAGCAAAUGUUAUUACAUGUAGUUCUUUGAUAGAUGGGUUUUGCAAGGAGAACCGCCUAGACAAGGCAAACCAGAUGUUGGCCCUGAUGGUUAGCAAAGAGUGUAAUCCUAAUAUCGUGACGUUUAAUAUCCUCAUAAAUGGAUAUUGUAAGGCUGAGCGGGUUGAUGAUGGGUUUUGCCAAUCGGGAAAACUUGAGGUUGCCAAAAAACUCUUCCAAGAGAUGGUUUCUCGUCGUGUUCAUCCUGAUAUUAAGAGUAAGAUGGAUCUUGAUAUUGGUAUCUAUAGUAUUAUUAUUCAUGGGAUGUGCAAUGCUAGUAAGGUGGAUGAUGCUUGGGAUUUAUUCAGAAGCCUCCCCCUCAAAGGAGUGAAGCAUGAUGUCAAGGCAUAUAACAUAAUGAUAUCAGGAUUAUGUAUUAAAGGCUCACUGUCUGAAGCAAAUAUGUUACUUAGGAAAAUGAAGGAGGAAGGGCCUGCGCCAGACGAUUGUACAUACAACACUCCAAUCCGAGCACAUCUCCUAGUUAGUGAUGUAAUCAAAUCAGCUCAACUCAUCGAUGAAAUGAAGAGGUGCGGGUUCGCUGCUGAUGCUUCGACUACAAAGAUGGUUAUGGUUAUGUUAUCGGAUGGUAGAUUGGACAAAAGCUUCUUGGAUAUGCUUUCUUGA